Epinephelus fuscoguttatus (brown-marbled grouper) is the source of this 1408-nucleotide messenger RNA. It is a transcript of the gene nkx2.5, whose product is annotated as NK2 homeobox 5. Gene Ontology annotation, molecular function: DNA-binding transcription factor activity, RNA polymerase II-specific; RNA polymerase II cis-regulatory region sequence-specific DNA binding. Gene Ontology annotation, biological process: regulation of transcription by RNA polymerase II; cell differentiation. The record is from RefSeq and is a predicted model, not a curated record. The transcript has 2 exons. Lineage: Eukaryota; Metazoa; Chordata; Actinopteri; Perciformes; Serranidae. Gene Ontology annotation, cellular component: nucleus. Bases 42 to 1022 code for a protein of 326 amino acids.
CCACAUGACAGGUUAAUAGCUUUCUUUUUCUGCUCUUGGCAAUGUUUCCAAACCCCAGCACGUCCACUCCUUUCUCUGUAAAGGAUAUAUUAAACUUGGAGCAGAGUCACGACGUGAUGGUGUCUUCCCUGGACGUUUCUUCUCGUAUGGACUGCUGCACCGUCCCGACCUCCUCUUCUUCCACCUCCUCCUCCUCUUCCUCCUGCAUGCUGGCCCGCCUGAAGCAGGAGCCUCUCCGGGACAUGUCCGCCGCCGCUGCCUCGCUGUUUGGAGAGGAUCUCCAUGAGUCCAGAGCCGGCAGAGGCAAUGCGCUCAACUUUGCUACUGCCUUUUAUGGGAAAUCACUCAUGGAGAUGGAUAUAGUGAAGGACGGGAAAUCAGACGCGUUUGAGGGGAAACGCAGAAAAGAGGAGUUCAGCCCUCACACCGAACCUGCAGAGGACAUAAAACCCGAGGACCCGGACCGACCCAAGCCCCGGAGGCGCAGGAAGCCCCGCGUCCUCUUCUCCCAGGCGCAGGUGUACGAGCUGGAGCGCCGCUUCAAGCAGCAGAGAUACCUGUCGGCCCCGGAGAGAGACCACUUAGCCGGGGUGCUCAAACUCACCCCGACCCAGGUGAAGAUCUGGUUCCAGAACAGGAGGUACAAAUGCAAGCGGCAGAGGCAGGACCAGAGCCUGGAGAUGGUGUCUCUGCCGCCGCCCAGGAGGGUGUCGGUGCCGGUGCUGGUGCGGGAUGGGAAGCCUUGCCUGGCGGGGGACACAGCCACUUACAACCCCUCCUACAGUAUGGGUCACAUCAACCAUUUCACUUAUAACAACUACCCGGCUUUCAGUAACUACACCAGCCCCGGCUGCAACACAAACUAUGCGUGUAAUUAUCCCGCAGCCACAAUGCAAACUAUGCAGGGAUCCUCCAACAACGGGAGCUACAUGAACUUUGGGGUAGGGGACCUGAAUAACGUGCAGAGCACAUUUCCCUCCAGUAAUGGGGUGUCUUCGUUACAUGGCAUUAGGACGUGGUAAACUCAAUAUCAAAUACUCGUGUUACAUAUUCAGUUAUUAUUUUAUGAAUGCAUGCAUUUUUAAAUGUGUCAAGACUUUGCGGAGUUUGUGUAACUUCUCUUAUAUUUAAUUAGGCUAUUUAGUUUGGGGAGUUUUUGUUUUCAGCACCGGCUUUUGCCUGAAUAGGUUACAUUUUUAUUUAUUUCCCUGAUAUUAGCGAGCAGACACGGCAUUUGAGCGAAAAAAGCUGCAGCCACAGUUCUUGAAAUGUUAUUCUAAAAUUUGCCCGACCAUUUUGUAAAAUGUUCAUUUUGUUUUUUUGUUUUUCUGAUACAAUAUUUAUAAGUAUUAAAAAAAAAAAAUAAUCAGACAAUAUUUUAGAUGACCAAAGAUGAAAAAUAGGCUAG